AUGGUGCAGAAGAAAACCGCCGAACCGGAGGGCUUCCACCGCUCGUUCAAGGGACCGAAUCCUUUUGAGCUGGCCUUCUCCCUAGACCAGGCCCACAACGGCAACGGGGACGCCGACUUCGGCCUGGAGUGCCCAGCCCGCCCUGACAUGCCAGCGAGCCAGCCCAUCGACAUCCCAGAUGCCAAGAAGAGGGGCAAGAAGAAGAAGCGGUGCCGGGCCACCGACAGCUUCUCGGGCCGGUUUGAAGACGUGUACCAGCUGCAAGAGGAUGUGCUGGGCGAGGGCGCGCACGCCCGCGUGCAGACCUGCGUCAACCUUAUCACCAACCAGGAGUACGCUGUCAAGAUCAUCGAGAAGCAGCCGGGGCACAUCCGGAGCAGGGUGUUCCGGGAAGUGGAGAUGCUGUACCAGUGCCAGGGUCACAGGAAUGUUCUGGAGCUGAUCGAGUUCUUCGAGGAGGAGGAUCGCUUCUACCUGGUGUUUGAGAAGAUGCGGGGAGGCUCCAUCCUGAACCACAUUCACCAGCGCCGGCACUUCAAUGAGCUGGAGGCCAGCGUGGUGGUGCAGAACGUGGCCAGCGCCCUGGACUUCCUGCACAACAAAGGCAUCGCCCACCGGGACCUCAAGCCUGAGAACAUCCUGUGUGAGCACCCCAACCAGGUCUCCCCCGUGAAGAUCUGCGACUUCGACCUGGGCAGCGGCAUCAAGCUCAACGGGGACUGUUCCCCAAUUUCCACGCCGGAGCUGCUCACCCCGUGCGGCUCGGCCGAGUACAUGGCUCCUGAAGUGGUGGAGGCCUUCAGCGAGGAGGCCAGCAUCUACGACAAGCGCUGCGACCUGUGGAGCCUCGGCGUCAUCCUCUACAUCCUGCUCAGCGGCUACCCGCCCUUCGUGGGCCACUGCGGCAGCGACUGCGGCUGGGACCGCGGGGAGGCCUGCCCAGCCUGCCAGAACAUGUUGUUUGAGAGCAUCCAGGAGGGCAAGUAUGAGUUCCCAGACAAGGACUGGGCCCACAUCUCCUUCGCCGCCAAAGACCUCAUCUCCAAGCUCCUCGUGCGCGACGCCAAGCAGAGGCUGAGCGCUGCUCAGGUCCUGCAGCACCCCUGGGUGCAGGGGUGCGCCCCAGAGAACACGCUGCCCACGCCUAUGGUCCUGCAGAGGAACAGCUGUGCCAAAGACCUGACGUCCUUCGCGGCCGAGGCCAUCGCCAUGAACCGGCAGCUGGCCCAGCGCGAAGAGGACGCGGAUGGCGAGGCAGGGCCCGGCAGGCCCGUUCUCAUCCGAGCUACCUCACGCUGCCUGCAGCUGUCGCCGCCCGCGCAGUCGCAGCUGGCCCAGCGGCGCCAGAGGGCCAGCCUGUCCCGGGCCCCCGCGCCCGUGGUCCUUGUGGGCGACCGCGCGUGA
Molecule: messenger RNA, 1404 nt
Organism: Trichechus manatus latirostris (Florida manatee)
Lineage: Eukaryota; Metazoa; Chordata; Mammalia; Sirenia; Trichechidae
Gene: MKNK2
Product: MAPK interacting serine/threonine kinase 2
Exons: 13
Coding region: 1-1404 (467 amino acids)
Biological process (GO): intracellular signal transduction; protein autophosphorylation; peptidyl-serine phosphorylation
Cellular component (GO): nucleus; cytoplasm
Molecular function (GO): calcium/calmodulin-dependent protein kinase activity; calmodulin binding; ATP binding
Source: RefSeq, a predicted model, not a curated record